Molecule: messenger RNA, 4396 nt
Organism: Gallus gallus (chicken)
Lineage: Eukaryota; Metazoa; Chordata; Aves; Galliformes; Phasianidae
Gene: LRRC39
Product: leucine rich repeat containing 39
Exons: 9
Coding region: 81-1184 (367 amino acids)
Molecular function (GO): protein binding
Source: RefSeq, a predicted model, not a curated record
GGAGUCUGAGGGAGAGUUUCAAAUGGUUUUGGUAGUACAAGUAAAAUUUAUAACUUAUCUAGGCUCUUACACAGAAAGUAAUGAAUCAUGGAAAAUCUUUGAAAACCAAAUAUUUGAGUUGCAGUCCUGUGAUUGAACCUGAACAUGUAAGAAUCAUGACUGAAACUGCUGUUUGUAUUGGAUCAUUCACUGCUGUGAAGACACUUUGGGAAGUGAGAAUACAGAAGAUAAAUGAAGAAUUACGGAAAGAAAAGGAGUUCAGAGAGAGGUCUGCAGGAAGGUUACUGCUUGUCUGGGAGGAGAGAGCCACUUUAGCAAAACUCAAAGAAAAAGUAAUUAAUGAAGAUGGAAGAGCAGUUUUAAAGAUAGAAGAAGAAGAAUGGAAGACAUUACCUUCCUGCUUAUUGAAAUUAGUCCAUCUUCAAGAAUGGCAGCUUCAUAGAACUAGCUUGCAGAAAAUUCCUCAGUUCGUUGGAAGAUUUCACAAUCUUGUUGUUCUUGAUCUCUCCCGGAAUUCAAUAGAAAGCAUACCCAAAGAAAUUGGCCAGCUGACUGGCCUCCAAGAGCUGCUCCUCAGUUACAAUAGAAUAAAGUUUGUUCCUAAGGAAAUAAGUAAUUGCAUCAGUCUGGAAAGAUUGGAACUGGCUGUCAACAGGAAUAUCCGUGAUCUUCCUCCACAGCUAAGUGAUUUAAAGAAGCUUUCACACAUAGAUUUGUGUAUGAAUCAGUUUACUACCAUCCCUUCAGCUCUUCUGAGCAUGCCAAAUCUAGAGUGGUUAGAUAUGGGAGGAAAUCAACUCCAGAAGCUUCCUGAUGCUAUUGACAGAAUGGAAAAUCUCCAUACUUUAUGGCUCCAAAGGAAUGAAAUUAACUCUUUGCCAGAAACCAUUGUUAAUAUGAAAAAUCUUAGUACUCUUGUUCUUAGCAACAACAAACUUAAGGAUAUUCCUUCUUGUAUGAUGCAUAUGACAAAUUUGAGAUUUGUCAACUUCAGAGACAACCCACUGGAGUUAGAGAUAACACUCCCUCCAUGUGAGAAAACAGAAGAAGAGGAGCAACAGGAAAUGUUUGGCAUUGAAUUCAUGCACAUGUAUAUCCAGGAGUCGCUGAAGAAAACAGGAAAUGUGGAAAGCUGCACUUCUGACACUUCUCCUAUCAUAACUGCUAACGCUGAAGGAACAUAACUGUGAGUAAAAACUGUCAAAAGAUAGUUCUUCCUAACAAUAUGACUUGCACUUAGUUUCAAGUAUUCUUAGGGAUUUCAUUUUUCUAGUAAUGUGAACUGCAUAGCAUAUUUUUAAUUUCCAGUCAAACUGGGAAAUAUAAAACCUUUUCUUAGGAUAAGGAAAGACUAAACAGUUUUCGGUAAGCACUGAAUCUGCUUUUUAUACAAUCCAGAUAGAUUUUAUAGUUUUUCUUUCAGUUCCAAAUCUGUAUCUUGUCACCUUGUUGUGUCUGGGACAGCUGUCAGCAGGACAUUCUCCAAGGACACAGAGGAAUCUGUAUAGUACUGUAGUGCAGCCUUGUAUCCUCGAUGUUGUAAAUAUCUGAUCCGUCCGUGAUCAAUCACAAGUUUACAGAGGGAACCUAUCUCCUUUCGCUCCUCAACAGUAAGGAGCCUAGUUUCGCAAAGAGGGGGGAAAAAAAGGAAUAGAAUGUGUUAGGAGAAUAAUUUUGUUAAUUAACAUUAGCAGUUGAUCUUAGAAAGACUACUAAAAUCGGCAUAAUUUCACUUCAAAUCAGGCAAGCAUAUAUUAAUAUUUAUGUUCAUGAAAAUUCUAUUUUUAAAGUAGAAUGUUUCUAUACAAUAAGUAAUUAUAUUGCUUCUGUAAAAUGAGUUAUUUUGAAGCCCAAACCAAUUUCAUGUUCCAAUAUACCUAAUUCUGAUUUUGCAAGAGAUUAUUUUUUUUCUAGCAUACAAACAUGUACCUUUGUAGAGCGUCAGAACUAGUCUCUGUUUUACUGUAUGUUUGGUCAAGCUCUUCUGCGUUGUUAGCGUGAUCUUCACUUUCUUCAUUUGUAGAGGCUUUGGUUAUGGUUCCUCUCAUGCCACAAGUGGCCCAGCUACUCAUCCUUUGAAAAUAAUGAAAUUCUACUGGUCCAAGUCCUACUGAUCUAAAGAACUCUCUGCCUACAUAAUGUGUCCAGUCACAUUUGUGAUGGCAACACAGCGCAAUAACAAUUCCAGCUACAGGCUUAACGACUUCUUUGUUCCUUUCAUUAUCAUCAUCAUUUGAACUGUUAGAAGACCCUUCUGCCUUAUUCUUAGUACGUUUUGGUACAGGCUCUUGAUUUUCUUCAUUACAGCAAGUUGCAUAACUUUCUACCAAACAUCUCAAAGCAAGAUCUGGGGGGGGAAAAAAAAAAAAAAAAAAAAAAAAGAGAUACUGAAAAUAAGAGCAAUGUACACCUUGCCUUUACUUACAUAGGCUGUAUUGCUGCUGGGAACGUGCUUCCCACAAAGAAGCAAAGUGUGCAUCACAAGCUAAAAAGCAAAAACUUUGAGGAUAGCUAAAAAUGAGAAGCAUACUGUGAAAGCAUGGAAACAUUAUAUGCUAAAUGAAUAUUCUGAGUCCUGUACAGCUAGUAAGUUCUUAUCCUCCUCAGUCUUUCUUCAACCCCAAUCAAGCUGAAAUAUUUUGUUUACCAGACUGGCAUACUGUAGGAGGAUCUCCUCCCUUAUAAAGCAUGCAAACAUUUGCUCUAAAAGUUUCACAUCCAGGACACAAUCUAUGUAAUAUAUAUGCUUCAUAAUGUCCAAAUGUUUAUGCUUCUUAAUAAUACACAUACUUCUUUAAUGUUUAACUGUAUCAUCUUUGUAACAAUACCUAUAUAAGCUUCAUACACGAGGUCUUUCUCAACUCAGUUAAGCAUGUAACAUUAGGAAAAGUGUAAUGGUUGAAAAUUAUCAGGACAGAAAAAAAGUUCUUAUUGUUUGCUUGGGAUAUGUGUUCAGACAGAGCCAAUAUAAAUUAAAAAAAAAAAAUGUUAUGGUAGAGGUGAUGGUGUAAAAAAAAAAAAAAUUACUCUCAACUGCAGACAAAUACAUGACCCAGGCCCCACACUAUCCUUUAGUCUACUCUGUAAUAAACUAGAAAGGUUUUUGCUUCUGUCUAAAGUAAAAUUUCUCUACUGUUAUCCAGUUUUCUGUUCUACCGUAGUUAACAGAUAUUAGUCUGUAGUUAACAUAUUUAGAAUAGAAUUUCUAUAUUCAUCAACAAGUAGUUACAGGGAGAGAAAAGCAUAACAGAACUAUUUGGAAGAUCAUUCCCUUCAGAAUGUAGGGCUUCAUAUCCUGUUGUCCUGUGGUUAACAAAUAUAACGCAUACCUGUGGCAGCACCACACAAAUGUUUCCCAAUUCCUACCACUGGUAAUUUUUUCUUCUCUAAAAUAGGUACCUUAUCUGAAAAACAAACAAAACAAAAUACACGACGACCUGUAUUAUGAUAGUUGGGCAAAUAUUUGUUCUGGAUAAUAUUAUUUCAGCACAUUUAACAAAUAAAUGUUUACUACUACUAAAAAUACAGUGGUUGGUACAUAGAGUUAUAAGCUACUGAAAAGAUAGAAUUUUUUAAAGGAAAAGCAGCAGAUGCUGUGUCUGAGUAGCAUAUGGUUAGGUUAUUCUUAAACAACUCAGCCCUGGCAAAAAGCAAAUAAUGUAUUUUAAUGCUGUUAGGAAGCAACACUCUUCUUCCCAAGUGGCAAUAAUAUACAGCAGUAAAAUGAUUACCAGAGAACUCUGGAAUUAACUGGAGCUCAUCUCUCAGCCGCCGAUAAACAGUUAUUUAAGUACUUAGCCUGUUAUUAAAAUGCACUAUUAGAAAUACAGGAUUUUCCAUUUAAGCUAAGAUAAAUUUAUCCAUUUAACCAUUUCAGACUUUCCAUACUAUGAAAUAUAAGCAUGACGUCAAUGCAGCUCCUGAAGACAGCUGUUCCUUCAUACUUUGUAGUACUCAUUUGAGUAUCACGUCAGCAAUACACACAACUUAUACACCUUAGUUUUACAUGUACAGAAAGAAAUAAAUGUGCAACUUCUGAAAAACAACGACAACAACAAUAUAUUACUUAUUUUGGUGUUUUCAACCUAUAAUGUCUAAAAAGCAGAAAAGUUUAAAUUCUCACUUAAUAAUUAAAAUUGUUAGUUAUUAUAUAUAAGUGCACCGUUGAUGUGUCCAAGUAACCACCGAGAAUCAGAUAUACAUAAGCAUGCUACAUACAAAUUGACUUGAUAUCCAGUAUUCAAUUCUAAAAUUAAGCCUCUAUUUCAGAGUUAUAAAUGUCAAGAAAUAACUUACUUAAACAUAAAUGCUGAAUAUCAACUUGAAGCCUUUCAAAUAUAGAAUCUCUCUUUUUAUGUUUUCCAUCCACCUAUGUAAAUAAAACAAGAUAAUUAAA